CAUCCGCUGCGCGCUGAUCCUCCAUUUUGUUGUUGAGAUCAGAGCAGGGGACGCAGCACACAUUGUUCUGUAAAUGAAUAACACACUUCUCUUAUAGCGGAUCAGAGAUAAGGCCCAGGCACGAUGCUUUCAGCUGCCCAGUUACUGGAUGAGUUGAUGGGCCGGGACCGGAACCUGGCUCCGGACGAGAAGCGCUGUAAUGUUCGCUGGGAUCACGAGACUGUCUGCAAAUACUAUCUGUGUGGCUUUUGCCCUGCUGAACUCUUCACAAACACACGAUCAGACUUGGGUCCUUGUGAAAAAAUCCAUGAUGAGAACUUGAGGAAAAUGUAUGAGAAGAGCUCCCGCUUCAUGAAGGAUGGCUAUGAGCGAGACUUCCAGCGAUACCUGCAGAGCCUCCUGGCCGAGGUGGAGCGCAGGAUUCGGAGGGGGCAUGCGCGUUUAGCCCUGUCCCAAGCCCAGCAGAACUCUGGAGCACCGGGUCCAGCUGGGAAGAACGAGGAGAAAGCCCAGGUCCUCACUACGAAGAUUGAGGAGCUUGUUGUUCAGAUUGAGGAGUUGGGCUCGGAGGGCCGUGUCGAGGAGGCGCAGGGCAUGAUGAAGCUGGUGGAGCAGCUGAAGGAGGAGAGGGAGCAGCUCAGCUCCAAUCCUUCAACGAUUGAGAGCUUUGCUGCUCAGGAGAAGCAGAUGGAGGUGUGUGAAGUGUGUGGUGCGUUCCUCAUCGUGGGUGACGCUCAGUCCAGGGUGGAUGAUCAUCUGAUGGGAAAGCAGCAUAUGGGUUAUGCCAAAAUCAAAGCCACGGUCGAGGAACUGAAGGAGAAGCUGCGUCGGCGCUCUGGGGAGCCAGAGAGGGAGGAGCCAGGGAAGAAAGAGAGGGAGGACCGGGAGCGUGAACGAGAGGAUCGAGAGAAAAGACGCAAAGAGGAAGAGAAGGAGAAGGAGAAAGAGAGGGAGAGAGAAAAGGAGAGGGAGAGAGAGCGGGAGAAGGAGAGGGAACGCGAGCGGGAGAGAGAGCGUGAUAGGGACAGGGAACGGGAAAGAGACCGGCGCAAGAGGAGUCACUCCAACAGUAGACACUCCAGCCGCACGUCUGACCGGCGCAGGAGCCGCUCGAGAGACAGGAAGAGGUCCAGGAGUAAGGAGCGCGACAGGAAGCGCAGCAGGAGUCGUGAGCGAGAGAGGAGGCGCAGCCGGGAGCGUUCGGACAGGAAGAGACGCUCUCACAGCAGGGAGAGGAGGAGGUCCCGCAGCGCCGAGCGCAAGAGCCACCGGCUCCGCAGCCGCAGCAGAGACAAGGACAAGGACAGAGGAGACCGAGACAAGGACAAAUCCUCUAGGGACAAAGAGCACAAGGACUCCUCCGAUGAGAAAAGGAGCAGCAGAAAGGGCUCGGUUGAGAAGUCUAAAGAGCUCUCCAAGCCCGAGCCCAUGGAGGCCGAGCCUCCCAAAGCGGAAGUGAACGGCACCGCGCAAGAGCUACAUUCUGAAGGUGACACACAGUCCAAUUAAAACUGGUCUGAUAGGACCUCAGAUCAGCCCCAGGAGGAGUUUGAACAGCUGCGAGAGGAAGAUUUGAAGACGUCCAUCUGACAGCUCAACUCCGCUGCUUUAAAACAAGGUGAACCACAGAUGUAGUGGCCUAUAUGAUAAAGAUGUAAAUGUAAAAUCCACAAUGUUUCCACAGGACCUUGUUCUUUUUUAUUAUGUUUGUUUGGGUUGUUGUUUUGUUUAGUUUUUUGGUCUUACUGCUAUAAGCUGGCAUGGUCCACCAUUACUUGUGUUAGUCUGCAUUCAGAGUGAAUAAAACACUUGUGGCAUGUUUGCUCUGUACAGUCCGCUCUCACACAUUGGAUUUACUGAAGAUCGGUUCUGUUCAGUAUUUUGACUUGAAGACUUGACGGUCUCUCAACUGCUUUAUCUCUUAUUUUCCCCUCUGUAUGCUCAAUCCCAAAUUUAUACGGUUUUAGAGAAGUGUUUUCAUUUUGUUCGUUAUAAAACCUGUAUUUGUCAUGAAUAAAAAUGAAGAGAAAAUGCUGA
This is a messenger RNA of Carassius auratus (goldfish), 2037 nucleotides long. RefSeq names its product LUC7-like 3 pre-mRNA splicing factor (gene luc7l3). The transcript has 11 exons. Gene Ontology annotation, biological process: mRNA splice site recognition. The record is from RefSeq and is a predicted model, not a curated record. Gene Ontology annotation, molecular function: mRNA binding. Lineage: Eukaryota; Metazoa; Chordata; Actinopteri; Cypriniformes; Cyprinidae. Gene Ontology annotation, cellular component: U1 snRNP. The coding region runs from base 124 to 1509 and encodes 461 amino acids.